Lontra canadensis (Northern American river otter) is the source of this 3473-nucleotide messenger RNA. It is a transcript of the gene PROKR2, whose product is annotated as prokineticin receptor 2. Gene Ontology annotation, molecular function: neuropeptide Y receptor activity. The record is from RefSeq and is a predicted model, not a curated record. Gene Ontology annotation, cellular component: membrane. Gene Ontology annotation, biological process: neuropeptide signaling pathway. The coding region runs from base 26 to 1180 and encodes 384 amino acids. The transcript has 2 exons. NCBI's taxonomy places the organism in Eukaryota, Metazoa, Chordata, Mammalia, Carnivora, Mustelidae.
CAUCACUCCACCUGCGAUCUCCGCCAUGGCAGCCCAGCAUGGAAACACUAGCUUUGCCCCCAACUUCAAUCUGACUCAAGACUCCACCUCCCCCUUCCCCUUCAACUUCAGCUACGGUGAUUAUGACCUCCCUCUGGAUGAGGAUGAGGACAUGACCAAGACCCGGACUUUCUUCGCUGCCAAGAUCGUCAUCGGCGUGGCACUGGCGGGCAUCAUGCUGGUCUGCGGUGUGGGCAACUUCGUCUUUAUCGCUGCCCUCGCCCGCUAUAAGAAGCUGCGUAACCUCACCAACCUGCUCAUCGCCAACCUGGCCAUCUCCGACUUCCUGGUGGCCAUCAUCUGCUGCCCCUUUGAGAUGGACUACUAUGUGGUGCGCCAGCUGUCCUGGGAGCAUGGCCACGUGCUCUGUGCCUCCAUCAACUACCUGCGGACCGUCUCUCUCUAUGUCUCCACCAAUGCCUUGCUGGCCAUAGCUAUCGACAGAUAUCUCGCCAUCGUGCACCCCUUGAAGCCACGGAUGAACUAUCAAACGGCCUCCUUCUUGAUCGCUUUGGUCUGGGUGGUGUCCAUCCUCAUCGCCAUCCCGUCGGCCUACUUCACCACGGAGACGGUCCUGUUCAUCGUGAAAAGCCAGGAGAAGAUCUUCUGCGGCCAGAUCUGGCCGGUGGACCAGCAGCUCUACUACAAGUCGUACUUCCUGUUCAUCUUCGGCGUGGAGUUCGUGGGCCCCGUGGUGACCAUGGCCCUGUGCUACGCCCGGGUCUCCCGCGAGCUGUGGUUCAAGGCGGUGCCGGGCUUCCAGACGGAGCAGAUCCGGAAGCGGCUGCGCUGCCGCCGGAAGACGGUGCUGGUGCUCGUGUGCGUGCUCACGGCGUACGUGCUGUGCUGGGCGCCCUUCUACGGCUUCACCAUCGUGCGCGACUUCUUCCCCGCCGUGUUCGUCAAGGAGAAGCACUACCUCACGGCCUUCUACGUGGUCGAGUGCAUCGCCAUGAGCAACAGCAUGAUCAACACCGUGUGCUUCGUGACAGUCAAGAACAACACCAUGAAGUACUUCAAGAAGAUGAUGCUGCUGCACUGGCGGCCCUCGCACCACGGGAGCAAGUCCAGCGCCGACCUGGACCUCAAAACCAGCGGCGUGCCCGCCACCGAAGAGGUGGACUGUAUCAGGCUGAAGUAGCCCGCGGGCUGAAGGCCCGACAGCCGGAACUCCGUGCGUCAUCCCCUGGGAGCCAAGUUCACGACGACUGUGUACCACCCUUCAUGGCCCUCAAGGGGCUGGAGGCCGCUUAGUCCUGACGGACGGUGGGACUCGAGGCGGGUAACCGCAGCUGAGGUGAACUAAACACCCACUGUGUGCUGGCCGCACCAAGGAGAUCGGACAAGGCCACCGGGAGCUGACAUUUACCAGUUACCUACUGUGGGCAAAAAUUAAAUAACAAGACAAAAUGGCAGAAGCUAUCGGAAUCACCAGUCAGGGAACUCACAUGGUUAGCUGCACUCACUCUCCAUCGCGCUACCCGCAUUCUGUAGCUCAUCAGGGCAGCAACGUCAAAUCCUAUAGAAUAAGCCACUUAGACAUGACGGGAAAGGCAAGGGUAAGUUCGUCAGAGUGUGCGGUUUAUAGCCUCAUGAUAAGAGGGUUCAUGCCAUCCCAUUGAACUUUCCCACUCAGCUCCUACUACCUCCCUAAAGAUAUUCUCUAAGAUUCUGGCUGCGAGGAAAAUUUUCUCAUAAUCAGGCCAUUGGUUAUCUACAAUGGUGCAAUUUCAAAGGAAAGGACCAGAAAAAUCUCUUUUCCACGGAUGCUUGCAAGCUCAUCAUUCUUUUGGGUGAACACAGGCAGUCCUGAAAUGAGGAACACACCCAGUCCCUGACACCUUAGCAUAAAGGAUUUCCGGGGGUUGUAAGGUCAGGGAGGAAGGGGACAGAGAAAGAGGUAGAGCUUCUCCCUGGCGAUGGACACAAUCCAUGUGACUAAGUCUGGAUCACUUUCUAGGACAAAUCUCUUUUGAGAACAAAGGAAAUGAGCUGCACUUGGAAAGGAAAGGCCUGGACUCAAGCCUCAUGUGACCUGGCUGCUUACUCUCUCUCCUUCUAGGUUUUGGGUCAGUGAAACAAGGAUGAUGAGAACACCUGUACUAUCUACCUUACAGGACUCUUGGGAGAACCCACGGAGGUCACAGUUGGUGAAAGUGCUUUUUAACUCUACCAGUGAUAAAAAUGAAUAAGUGAUAUUGGACAGUUUGGAUUAGGGAAACCCCACCCACUAUAACUUACUGUGAAGAAACACUCCCACUUUUGCAUUCCUGUUUUUUGGACCAGAGACCCCUGAACUCUUCACGGUGCAGCCUGUCUUCUGGGGCCAUUAAAAAAAAGGAACCCCCGUCCUGGGUUAAAAUGAGGAAAAUUUAACCUCAGAAUUUCAAUGACAACCGCCCCCUUAGCCUCCUCAGAAGUGUUGACAGUCUUCCCUGCAUGUUGUCAAGCAGCACGGCCCAAGGCUGCAUAACAUUUAUAUUAUUAUACAUGUGUGGUGAUUGUGUAUAUAUGUCUUCAGUUCUUCCUUGGUCCUUUUGAAGCAGAGACUACAAAUGGUACGUGGUUUGGGACUGAUCCAUCCACACUGGGAUAACUCCUGCUUUUCUCUAGAGAAAGGGUUAUUGGGUUGUUUUUUAAUUAAUCGCUGGUUUGUCUACCCAAGAGUGAAGCUUCAAGGAACGUUUUCUUCCAUCACCACCCAGCACACUCACCUUCAGCCCAAUCACUGUACCUCCAAAAAUGCAAACUCACUUUAAUAUUAGCUUAAGCCAAAUGGUUUGCAAAUUCUGUGUUUAAAAAAUUACUUAAUGCAUUUUACAGCCAAGCAAGCAAGUAUUUGGGGUUAUCUGCUUUUUUACAACUAUCGCUGUGCUUUUAUUUAUUACCCCCAUCCAGGAUCUUCUCCUAAUGAAAAGAUUCAUUAAAAGUAGAACCGGGCACCAACUGUGUCUGACAAAAGAAUUCAGACCUUUUUUUCCCCCUUUUUAUCCUAAUACGUACCAUCCCCCUUUAAUUUAAAUUUAACUGAAACAGCUUUUGUAAAUAUCAGUGUGUAUUGUGAUUUUCCAGUGAAUCAGUGUUCUGUUGUCAUCCAAUUAAAUAAUUAACAUAUGGAAUCUUAACCACAGUGUUCAGUUGUUUCCCCACUAAUCUUUUAUAUAUGUUAGUAUAUUUAGAUAUAGUAUGUUUAGAUAUAAAACUAAACAGUUCAAUCCUGAAACAGAGAGGAAACUUGUUGAAGGCAUAUUUAGAACAGCGACAGUUCGUGCCAGCAUGCAGCCUCCCCUUGGUUACCCGCAUGCAAAAACUGCUCCCUGCCUGUGUUACCCCUUCGUUUCCAAAUUGUUCUUUGUGUAAUGAAUACUGCCAUUUGCGUGGAGACUUUCCAUUCGUCUAACUGGUGUUAAAGUAAUAAAUAAUAAAUUAAUUGC